AUGCUGGGGGCUUUGCUGCUGUUCUGGGGGGGCCUGACCCUGGGCUGCCGGGGUGAGAAGGCUUUUCUCCGGCGUGCCGAUGACAGCACCGGCCGUUGCACCUAUUCCUUUUCGGUAGCCAGUCCCGUCGAGGCCGCCUGCCCCGAUACCGGCGGUGUGCCGGAGCUGCGGGCUGAGCUGGCUUCCCUUGCCGCCCGACUGAGCCGGCUGGAGAGCCGGGAGCGGGGCAUGGGGGGCUCAGGGCCGCGGGGAAAGGAGGUGGGGGACACGUGGGAUCCCCAGCAAACAGCUUCAGCCGCUCGCCUAGAGGCUGCCUACAGCGAACUGCUGCGGACCAAGUCCCGGCUGGAGGAGGAAAAGGGGCAACUGGAGAGGGAAAAAGAGGAGCUGGGCAGGCGGCUGGAGAGCAGCGCCCAGGAGAUCACACGGCUGCGGGCCAACCGCUGCCUCCCCGGCGGAGAGGGGCCCGGCCGCGACCCACCGCGAGCCCCUGGCAAAGCCUCCCGAUGGGACCCGCAGCCCCUCGCCUACCAAGAGCUGCAGUCGGAGAGGACUGAGGUGCCUGUGUCCCGGCUGCUGGAGGAGACCGCGCUCGGCCGCCCGGGAAGCGAGGACUCAGGCUGCGGCGAGCUGGUGUGGGUGGGGGAGCCGAUCGUCUUUGGCCGGGCAGAGUCCAUCGCCGGCAAGUAUGGCGUAUGGAUGAAGGAUCCCGAGCCCUUGCCCCCCUUCACCCGGGAGACCACCUGGCGCGUGGACGCGGUGGGCACGGAGGUCCGACAGCUCUUCCAGUACGAGGCAGCAGAGCAGCUGGCCCGCGGCUACCCCGCCAAGGUGCACAUCUUGCCGCGGCCCCUAGAGAGCACGGGGGCCGUCAUCUACCGCGGGGGGUUCUUCUUCCAGCCCCGCCGCUCCCGGGCUGUGGCCCGCUACGACCUGCGGGAGGAGGCUGUCACGGCUGAGAGGGAGAUCCCCGGCGCUGGCUACCACGGGCAGUACCCCUACGCCUGGGGGGGCUACACUGACAUCGAUCUAGCGGUGGACGAGACAGGGCUCUGGGUAAUCUACAGCACUGAGAAAGCCAGAGGAGCCAUCGUCCUCUCCAAACUGAACCCCGAGACGCUGGAGAUCCAGCGGACCUGGGAGACCAACAUCCGCAAGCGUGGGGUGGCCAACUCCUUUGUCAUCUGUGGCACUCUCUACACGGUCAGCAGCUACUCAGCACCCAAUGCCACCAUCAACUUCGCUUAUGAUACAGCCAGUGGUGCCAGCCGGGCCCUCAGCAUCCCCUUCGAGAACCGCUUCCGCUACCUCAGCAUGGUGGACUAUAACCCCACCGAGCGGCAGCUCUUCGCCUGGGACAGCUUCAACAUGGUCACCUACCCUGUGCGCCUCUCCCGUGCGUGA
Molecule: messenger RNA, 1404 nt
Organism: Indicator indicator
Lineage: Eukaryota; Metazoa; Chordata; Aves; Piciformes; Indicatoridae
Gene: MYOC
Product: myocilin
Exons: 3
Coding region: 1-1404 (467 amino acids)
Biological process (GO): signal transduction; osteoblast differentiation
Cellular component (GO): Golgi apparatus
Source: RefSeq, a predicted model, not a curated record